Naumovozyma dairenensis CBS 421 is the source of this 891-nucleotide messenger RNA. It is a transcript of the gene TDA10, whose product is annotated as putative ATP-dependent kinase. The transcript has a single exon. The coding region runs from base 1 to 891 and encodes 296 amino acids. Gene Ontology annotation, cellular component: cytoplasm. The record is from RefSeq and is a predicted model, not a curated record. Lineage: Eukaryota; Fungi; Ascomycota; Saccharomycetes; Saccharomycetales; Saccharomycetaceae.
AUGCCGCAAAUGACUGUAAUCGAACAUUGUUAUGAAUUCUUAGAUAAAUAUAUCCCCCAAUGGUUUGCCACGGGGACCAGAGAUCCAUUAUUUAUUUUUUUCUCAGGUCCACAAGGCUCAGGUAAAAGUUAUACCAGUAAGAUAAUUUAUGAACAUUUACUGAAGAAAUACAGCGGAGAAGGAGAGGGGAACGUGGGAAAGAAGACGAUUGCGUACGUAUCCAUUGAUGAUUUUUAUCUGACUCACAGGGACCAACUUGCGUUAAAUGAACAAUAUCCUAGGAAUAAAUUAUUACAAGGUAGAGGAAUGCCUGGAACUCAUGAUAUGAGCCUUUUGAAUGAUUGCCUUAAUGCGAUUCAACAAAGACGUGGUAAUAAUAAAGAUCAAGACAAAUUGAUUUUACCUCAGUAUGAUAAGUCUAAAUAUAAUGGUGAAGGUGAUAGAUCUGAGAAUAAUCUUGUAAUGGAUGCUCCUGUUGAUAUUUUCAUCCUUGAAGGUUGGUUUAUUGGGUUUGAACCUAUUAUGAAAACAUUUGAAGAGAAUGACUUGUUAAAGGGUGAUAUGGCUGAUGUAAAUGCCAAAUUGUUUAUGUACAGUGAUUUAAUGUGGAAUAACCCAGAAAUAAAUUCCUUGGCCAUUGUGUUUGCAGCAGAUAAUAUUGAUAAUAUAUAUGAGUGGAGGAAACAACAGGAGCAUGCAUCCAUUGCCAAAAAUGGAUCUGGGAUGACAGAUGAACAAGUGAAGGCAUUUAUUGAUAGAUACUAUCCGAGUUAUCAACUGUAUUUUGAGAAUCUUGUGCGUGGUGAAAAAUUAGGUUCUGUGGCUACUCUUACACUUGGAUUGGAUAUAAAUCGAAGAGUAUAUUCAUCGAAAGUGAGAUGUAUUGAAUAA